Molecule: messenger RNA, 435 nt
Organism: Emiliania huxleyi CCMP1516
Lineage: Eukaryota; Haptophyta; Isochrysidales; Noelaerhabdaceae
Exons: 1
Coding region: 1-435 (144 amino acids)
Source: RefSeq, a predicted model, not a curated record
AUGACUGCGGCCUCUCCGCAAGAGCAAGUUGUCCCGGCGGCGAAAUCGGCCGGCCAGCACUACGAAGGCUACCAGACCGGCUACCAGCCGCAGAGCCUCGAGCAGCCGCCACACGGAUAUCCGCCGCAGGGGUUAUUUGUGGAGCAGCCGGGCGACGACGCCAUCGGCAGCGGCUCCAGCAUGCCCCUGGCUUCGGACCUGGCCUCGGAGCGGCGGACGGAGAUGGCGGGCGGAGAGCCGUCUCCUCUCCGCUCGACGCCACCGCAGAAGCUGGAGCCACGGCCGCAACAGCAGCUGGCGCCCGACGCCACACUCGCCUUUGCGGCCCUCGCGCAGGGGCGGCCCUGCCUGCCCCGGCAAGCACAGCUCGCGCGCCCCUCAUCCAUCUCGAGCGCGGAGCUUCCCCUAAGCCGUUGCAGAGGCUUCUCCUUGUAG